ACCGGGGCUAGGCCGGUUUCGGAUUUAACCAUUGUGCGCGAUUCAAGGACCUGGAUUAUUCGCAACUGAAGAGUCGCGUUUCAUGAGCCUAUUUGUCUCGCUUGGUCGCUACUUGUGUCGUUAUUGGAGAGAUCGUGGACAGCGAACCCUCCUGUUGACUCGUAUAACUUGGAUACCGUUGCAUUCUAUAUUCCUUAACAAACAUAACCGCUUUAUCUUGCUAUCUGAAUGGCCAAGACUUCCCGCAUCCCCUUUAACUUCGGAGAAGAAAAUCCAUUUACAGUCGUCAACAGCCUGUCGCUACUAUGUGACUGGAAGCUGUCGGCGUGCUUCAACAUGCCGUUUUGUACAUCUGCAACCAGAGAGUGUACCGCAAGAGUAUGCUUAUUCUGACGAACAUGUCGUGCACAAGGAAUUGUGUCACUACUAUGCCGCUGGAUAUUGUCAAUAUGGUUCAGCAUGCCAUUUUGCGCAUUCGCUACAGGAGAGUGUGCCACAAGAGUAUGCUUACCCUGCCGGACACGAUGUGCAUACGAGAACACAACAUAAGAGCUGGGACCAAGACAUCGGUCCUAGUCAUGGAUACCCAGCGUGCGCUAUAUACACGGUAACCCCGCGUGUGGAACCAUACAGCUUCGACAUGAGGGACGUUUUUGAUGAUUACAGCGAUAUCUCUUUGUCGGACUCCACCUCGUCUGAUCAAAGUUUGAACGCCUCAUUCCAAGUCAUGACUAUCGAAGAACCCGCCUCUUCAGAAUAUCAAUAUGUUCCUUCUGCGUUUUCACAAUUGUCACCAAGCUUGCAAUACCCGAACAAUACGAGCACAUGCUGGGGCAAUGUAGCAUACCCUGGUUACAAUCGAGGAUACACUCCGACCAAUUUGAAACCUCGAGCCGCCACCCGCAGGAAACCAGAGCAGGCGAAGGAGAAACAAAUCCAGUAUAGGACGAAACCUUGCAAAUUUUUCUCAACACGCAAAACCUGUCCUAACGGAAAUAGAUGCAUGUUUUUUCAUGACUUGGAGAAAAGUAAACGGGCAAAGAAAGCCGAUAAUCAGGCCCGCAGCACAGGGCCAUCACACCUGCCUCCGAAACCGCGUUCACUUAAGGAAGAGUUCAAGGCUCGCGAUUAUUAUCCUAUUACCUGGCGAGUGAUUGGUGGUGGUGUAAUGAUGGGACUACCUUGCAAGGCGCCCGCAGCGGGCUACUGCUCCGACGGUGAGAAUUGCAAACUGGCUCACGAGACUGAAGUCUGGAAUACUGGUAGGGUUCUGAUCUUGUGCCUCUCGCUGAAUUAAUCACUGAAGAGCGCGGCUCGAUCAGAAAAUAGUGUUGAGACACAAACAUCGGCAACAUCUGUGGCAGCCCCAUCCUCUGCAAAACCAUCGAUAGUUUCAAGUGAUGAAUCAAAACACAGGACGGUAUGCACCGACUGCCCUGGUUCAUCUUUUGUCAUCCACGAUACCGACGGAGGCACAUCUGGUAGCACAGAUGAUGCAGAAAAAUCUACGUCUGCUGUAAA
Suillus bovinus is the source of this 1521-nucleotide messenger RNA. RefSeq lists its product as uncharacterized. Bases 83 to 1297 code for a protein of 404 amino acids. The transcript has 7 exons. Gene Ontology annotation, molecular function: mRNA binding; metal ion binding. The record is from RefSeq and is a predicted model, not a curated record. NCBI's taxonomy places the organism in Eukaryota, Fungi, Basidiomycota, Agaricomycetes, Boletales, Suillaceae.